AUGGAAAAAAAUAACAACAUUUAUGUAAAUAGUUCAUCAUCCAAUUCUCUACUCCUUCCCACUAUCCUUUUCGCCGAAAAAAAAAAUACAUCGAUCGAUGAUGAUGAUGAUGAUGAUGAUGAUGAUGAUGAUGAUGAUGAUGAUGAUGAUGAUGAUGAUAGUGAUUUGAGACUAGUACGCAACUAUAGUCGUUUUCCCUCCAAAAAAAAAAGAAACACAAAUAGUAUAACAACUAAAUAUAAAUUUCUUACAAAAACAAGAAUAUCAUAA
Messenger RNA from Schistosoma spindalis, 270 nucleotides. The record is from the annotation of a GenBank genome assembly. Lineage: Eukaryota; Metazoa; Platyhelminthes; Trematoda; Strigeidida; Schistosomatidae.